Messenger RNA from Cimex lectularius (bed bug), 2979 nucleotides. Its product is annotated as protein CIP2A homolog. Lineage: Eukaryota; Metazoa; Arthropoda; Insecta; Hemiptera; Cimicidae. Bases 172 to 2664 code for a protein of 830 amino acids. The record is from RefSeq and is a predicted model, not a curated record. The transcript is spliced from 13 exons.
CAUGUUGCGUUUUCCCGCUAUUAUCAUUACUGUGGUGGUUUCAUGUUUAUAAUAUUUUUAUGAGUAGUUUGUUUUUUUCGAACGGGCGAAAAACUCGGGUGCCUUUUUUUCUUACUGAAUUAGUUUUGUUUUUUUUCUUUAAAAAGUGAAUAAAUAUUUUUUAAAAAAAGAAUGGUGAACCGGGAUAUACUCAGAUCCUUCAACGCGAACUGUAAGGACUAUUUCUUGCACAGGACGGCCGAAUCCUGUUCAAACGUUCAGAGGUGUUUACAGAUCCUUGGUGCAACAUCAGAUCCCAAUUUAUAUGACCCCGGAAGCAGAGAUGUAGUCGAAUUUUUCAUAAAUCUCUACGAACUCCUCAUCAGCGUAGAUGUGCACUCUCACCUCAACUGGCUUGCGAUCAACGUCCUACUCGAAGCGUGUCGCAAUGUCAAAACACGAGAGUCCCUUGUUCACACUUACAAAUUCACGUCAAUCCUUACAACUGUCCUUCUCGAAACACAAGCGCUAGAAAAGAGAUUAAAAAUAUUACAACUCCUUAAGGAAUUGACUUACGGCAUUAAAAUUACAUGGCAAGAAGCUUAUUUGCCUUCCCUUAUAACGGCACUUACAAACUGGAUUAUGGGAGAUGAUGUGGAGUUUCUUCCUUUGUCAUUAAGCAUCCUGGUCAAUUUGUGCUAUCAGAAUAUGCCAUCAAUUUACACUCUACUGAGAGCAGUCAAUAUCAAAAAAUUUUUAAAAUCCAUACUUAAAAUUCAAAAACAAUAUGAUCCGUCACGGAUAGAGGUGUCAAAGCUACUAAUAAUAUUGGAAGGUAUAUCAGGCGGUUUGCCAGACCAAGAAGUGCAUGCUUUUAUUAGAGUAACAUUUCCAAAUUUGGUAGAGGCCCUUAACACGGGAAACUAUUUUAUGAUGAGACACCAUGUGACUUUUUUCAAGGAGACCAUGAAAAAUCCGAGGACGAGUAAAAUACUUGAACAAUAUCCUAAUUUUAGAGGCAACAUGGAAUACCUAAUUUCAAAAAUCAAAGAAGAUAGUAAAAUCCACCAAAACUGUCUCGCCAUCCUUUUUGAGUUUUUAACGUGCAUCACACAAUUGGACAACCUCGACUUGGAAGUUUUCUUCCCGCAGUUGAUGCGUUUCGCCCUGAGGUGGGUGCGGACGACGAAUGUCUCGACCGAGGCCUUAUCCCUCCUCUGCACAAUAACCAACAGGCUUUUCAAGAAGAAAGAAAUCGACAGGGAUUCGGAACAGAGGCAAGAGGUGAUCCAAAGAGUCUUUGAAGUCCUCGAAGAUCAGCUAGCGGUUAUUAUGCUUCUUAUGGAUGAACCGGAGAGUGAACUGGGCUCCUGUGAAAUGUACAGCAGGCACACAGCGCUUAUGUCCCUGUUGGGAGAAAUGAUUAACAUACCAAAAUUUACUGAUAAAAUUAUGACUUCUUUAUCACUUGAUUUACUGAGGCAGUUGUUUUUACCACUGAAAAAACCAAACCUGAAAGACAGUGGAUUUUUUCAAGAGCCUGUUUAUACAUUUUAUGUUCAAGCGCUUCUUUUUAUCUCAGUUCUUGCGGGUAAAGAAUCGAGUUGGUCAUCGUUGUACAGUGAACUCCUGCAAGAAAGAUCGAUCCAGCUGAUAUUGUCAAUCGCCUUAUUCAUCGGGCAGGAAGACUUGAAGAAAAAGGCGCUCUCGCUUUUAAAGACAACAGGAUUUUCCUCAGAAUGCAUGGACAUACUUGCAUCUAACAUGAUGAAGGUAAAUAAAUUAAUCAUAUUUUCACCCGAAAAAGAUUUUAAUGGGGAAAAUAGUGGAAAUGUUUACGAAAGCGAGCCCAACAAUUGUAGCAUAAGGCAAAUCGACCUCGUCCCGUUGCUCUCCAGUACACAAGAGAGCUAUUUGAACACUCUGCUUGAAAAAUAUGAAGCUGUUAAUGUUAAUAGUGAGAAUGUCAUGGUUUCAUCGAUCAUGGAAUUGUACCAGUAUAAGAUGAGUGCUAUGGAACAGACAUUGAGGCACAUGCAGUCAAGUCAAGAAGCAGCCGACAGGCGGGCGACCAGCCUCCAGCACAAUCUAUCUCGCACUACUACCGAAAUAUCGUGGUUGCACAGCUUGCUUCACAACACCCAGCAAAAGCUGGAGGUUAGCAUUGCAGAAUCGAAGAAGCUGAAUUCUCAAAUUUCAGAAAUACAAAGCCAAGCGAAUGAGACCCACGUUAAAUACACUCAGCUUGUCCAGACAUUGCGAUCCAAAACACUUAUAAUAAACGAGUUGGAGGAAAAAUGUAAAGAAUUGAACAACUGUAUAAAAAACAAGAAUAAUGAAAUUGAUAUGGUGAAGAAAGAGGUGGAAGUGGAAGGGCAAAAAAUUGUCCAGCUCACACAAACAAUACAGGACAGAAACAAUACAAUAGAAGAACUUGAAAAAGAAAAGGCCAGAUUACAGGGAACAAUAAAUGAUUUAACCAAAGAGUUAGAAAGUGCAGAGCAAAAAUUGAACGAACUUGAAACAGAUUUGUCAGUUCAACGUGGUGUCACAGCUGACCUGGAAGCGGUGAUAGAACAGAAAAAUGAUGAAAUUGCAGAAGUGAAAAAGGAGCUUGAAGAGCAAAAACGAGUCAGGGAGAUUAUAUCUGAAUUAGUUAUGGAAAAGGGGAAAUUUAGCAAAUAAUAAAUGUCUUUUAUAUUUAUUAACUUAUCUACAAUUAUUCAAUUACAACUAUUAACGUCUCUUGUAAUUAUAUAUAUAUAUAUAUAUUUUUUUUUUAAAUCUUUCCUUAUGUGAAUUUUUCCAGAGCCUAUCAAUAUUUUGAAGAAUCUAGGAAGAGUUUCGAAGGAGUUAAAUAAUAUUAUAUAAUGUGAACUAAAAUUGAAGUUUUUUUUUUUAAUUUGCAGCUAAAUUUUAGCUAAAAUUGUUUUGCUCUUGAAUGGAUUGUGAUCUAUGUACAUACAAUUUUAAACUGUAGAAAAUUUGUAUCUUAACUUA